AUGGUAGAUGUUGGCAGAUAUAAAAAUGUGAUGUAUGAAGUGGAACAUAAGCCAAAACUAUACCAAUAUAUGGCUUAUUAUAUCAAAAGGGUUGGAUGGCCUCAUAAGCGAAGUUCGUGGCAAACUCGAAAUAUGUUUGGGAACAUAUCCGAUGCACUGAAGAAAUUUUACGAUCGGGAAAGGGCAGUUUCAAUUGUGAUACGUUAUGAGCAACAAUGGCCACAGUGUCACAAUUACAUAGUCUUAUACGGUGGAAAAAUGAAAUUAAUACUAUUUUGCGAGCAAAUGAACAGCAGAUCCUGUAUAUCCAUAACGAUGUUGAUUAUACAAGGCGUAAACGGGAUUUCGAGAUUG
Molecule: messenger RNA, 354 nt
Organism: Cercopithifilaria johnstoni
Lineage: Eukaryota; Metazoa; Nematoda; Chromadorea; Rhabditida; Onchocercidae
Source: the annotation of a GenBank genome assembly